Messenger RNA from Paramisgurnus dabryanus, 515 nucleotides. Its product is annotated as serine/threonine-protein kinase pim-3-like. NCBI's taxonomy places the organism in Eukaryota, Metazoa, Chordata, Actinopteri, Cypriniformes, Cobitidae. Gene Ontology annotation, molecular function: ATP binding; protein serine/threonine kinase activity. The record is from RefSeq and is a predicted model, not a curated record. Gene Ontology annotation, cellular component: cytoplasm. Gene Ontology annotation, biological process: negative regulation of apoptotic process; regulation of mitotic cell cycle; protein autophosphorylation.
CACUGUCUGGAUUGUGGAGUUUUCCAUACUGACAUCCAUCCCGGAAACUUCUUGGUGCAGCAAUCAACAAUGAGCCUGAAGUUAAUUGACUUUGGGGUUGGACAUUAUCUGACGCAUGAGGCAUAUGAUUCCCGUGACUUUAUGGGAGCUCGAUGUUGCACCCCGCCUGAGAUCUACAUGGUUGAGAAAUUCCACGCCGUGCCAGCAAACGUCUGGGCCUUAGGUUCUGUGCUGUACUUCAUGGUGCUUGCAUCUUUCCCCAGUGCUUUAUACGAAUUGAAUUCCAGGAAUCUGAAGACAAUUGAAAAGGAUUUAUCAAAGGAAAUCUGUGAUCUGUUAAGUGGUUGCCUGGCCCUGAAUCCAAGUGAUCGUCCGACGCUCAAGCAGAUCUUAGAUCAUGACUGGUUUAAAACUGAGUCUGACGAAGAAGAGCUACUCGUAUACAAAAUGAGGGCACUAUCCACAGAAAAUAAAAAGGAUGAAGCUGAAUGACUGAAGAAGAGGGGAAUGAUUGG